GAGUGGCUCGGAGACAGCGCGCCUCACAGGGAGUCGGCGCCUAAGCGACGCGGGAAGGCGCCACCGCCGCCGCCGCUGGCCAAGGUGCUGGAGACGACAGGACGGUCGACCGCUUCGCCAGCUCAGGCACCCGUUGCAGCUGCCGCGGCUUCGCUCCCAGCCCGGUCCUCAUGGAAGAGAUGGAAGAAGAGUUAAAAUGCCCUGUGUGCGGCUCCUUCUAUCGGGAGCCCAUCAUCCUGCCCUGCUCUCACAAUUUAUGUCAAGCGUGCGCCCGCAACAUCCUGGUACAGACCCCGGAGUCUGAAUCCCCCCAGAGCCGUCGGGCCUCGGGCUCCGGGGUCUCCGACUAUGACUAUCUGGACCUGGACAAGAUGAGCCUGUACAGCGAAGCGGACAGCGGCUAUGGUUCCUACGGGGGUUUCGCCAGUGCCCCCACUACCCCGUGCCAGAAGUCCCCCAAUGGCGUCCGCGUGUUCCCCCCCGCUAUGCCGCCACCGGCCACCCACCUGUCACCGGCCUUGGCCCCGGUGCCCCGCAACUCCUGUAUCACCUGCCCCCAGUGCCACCGCAGCCUCAUACUGGAUGACCGGGGGCUCCGCGGCUUCCCCAAGAACCGCGUCCUGGAAGGGGUAAUUGACCGCUACCAGCAGAGCAAAGCCGCAGCCCUCAAGUGCCAGCUCUGCGAGAAGGCGCCUAAGGAGGCCACCGUCAUGUGCGAACAGUGCGAUGUCUUCUACUGCGAUCCGUGCCGCCUGCGCUGCCACCCGCCCCGAGGGCCCCUAGCCAAGCACCGCCUGGUACCCCCGGCCCAGGGCCGCGUGAGCCGGCGACUGAGCCCGCGCAAGGUCUCCACCUGCACAGACCACGAGCUGGAGAACCACAGCAUGUAUUGCGUGCAGUGCAAGAUGCCUGUGUGCUACCAGUGCUUGGAGGAGGGCAAACACUCCAGCCAUGAAGUCAAAGCUCUGGGGGCCAUGUGGAAACUGCACAAGAGCCAGCUCUCCCAGGCGCUGAACGGACUAUCAGACAGGGCCAAAGAAGCCAAGGAGUUUCUGGUGCAGCUCCGCAACAUGGUCCAGCAGAUCCAGGAGAACAGCGUGGAGUUUGAGGCUUGCCUGGUAGCCCAAUGUGAUGCCCUCAUCGAUGCCCUCAACAGAAGGAAAGCCCAGCUGCUUGCACGUGUCAACAAGGAGCAUGAACACAAGCUGAAGGUGGUUCGAGAUCAGAUCUCUCACUGCACAGUGAAAUUGCGCCAGACCACAGGUCUCAUGGAGUACUGCCUGGAGGUCAUUAAGGAAAAUGAUCCUAGUGGCUUUUUGCAGAUUUCUGACGCCCUCAUAAGGAGAGUGCACCUGACUGAGGACCAGUGGGGGAAAGGCACGCUCACUCCCAGGAUGACCACGGACUUCGACCUGAGUCUGGACAACAGCCCUCUACUGCAAUCCAUUCACCAGCUCGACUUCGUGCAGAUGAAAGCUUCCUCUCCAGUCCCAGCAACCCCCAUCCUGCAGCUGGAGGAGUGCUGUACUCACAACAACAGCGCCACGCUGUCCUGGAAACAGCCACCCCUGUCCACGGUGCCUGCCGAAGGCUACAUUCUGGAGCUGGAUGACGGCAAUGGUGGUCAGUUCCGGGAAGUGUAUGUUGGAAAGGAGACGAUGUGCACCGUGGACGGUCUUCACUUCAACAGCACAUACAACGCUCGCAUCAAGGCCUUCAACAAAACAGGAGUGAGCCAGUACAGCAAGACCCUGGUCCUCCAAACGUCUGAGGCAAUUACAGCACAUGAAAUUAAACCUAUGAAAGACACAGAUUCAGAAGAACAGACACUCCCUUUUCCAGUGCCUUCGGAAAGAUUGCCGCUCCGUAGAAUGAGUCCUUUCUCCUCCACCCUUAAUCUACAACCCAGCUUUCCCGGGAGAUCCUACUUUGAUUUACGAUCCUCACCCCACCAGCUGAGCUUGCAUUCUUCUUUGCAGUCUCUCAAUGCACCGGGAUGCAGCUUUGAGCCGCAGUCUGCACCUUACUCUCAGUUAGUUGACAUUAAAAAGCUGUUGGCAGUGGCCUGGUUUGCUUUCGACCCCGGUUCGGCACACGCUGACAUCAUCUUCUCCAACGACAACCUGACUGUGACCUGCAGCAGCUACGAUGACCGGGUGGUGCUGGGGAAGACCGGCUUCUCCAAGGGCGUCCACUACUGGGAGCUAACCGUGGAUCGCUACGAAAACCACCCUGACCCUGCCUUCGGCGUGGCUCGCAUCGACGUGAUGAAGGAUGUGAUGUUAGGGAAGGACGACAAAGCUUGGGCAAUGUAUGUGGACAAUAACCGGAGCUGGUUCAUGCACAACAACUCGCACACCAACAGAACCGAGGGAGGGAUCACCAAGGGGGCCACAAUCGGGGUCCUCCUCGACUUGAACAGGAAAACCUUGACCUUUUUUAUCAACGACGAACAGCAGGGUCCCAUAGCCUUCGAGAACGUGGAAGGCCUGUUCUUCCCGGCGGUGAGCCUGAACAGGAAUGUGCAGGUCACGCUUCACACCGGGCUCCCGGUCCCUGACUUCUACUCCAGCAGAGCAUCAAUAGCCUAAGGAUGGGCUGUGGAGGCGCCAGCUGCCCGUCCUUACCUCCGUCCUUACCUCCGCCUGAGAGAGCGAGAGCAGGAGCUCAGCCAGCAUGUGGUGGGAUGCCAGAGAGCUGGAAGCAGAGGGGGAGGAGGAGAGAAAAGCUGGUCCCCACGUGCUCACACCCCACAGCGCUGCUUCGCCCCUUCCUUUCCAGCCUCUCUCCUGUUCUGAUGCCUGCGUUCACUUCUGCGUCCAGUCCAGCAACUCUAACCAACAAAGGACCUAGACCGCCCACCCUGUCACUUAGUUUCCACUUCCAGAUUUUGCUUUUAUUUUACAUAAGUUUUUUUAUGUAGGUGAGUUAUAUUUUGUUUCUUUUCUGAUCAUGUUAUUAGUGACUUACUGAACUGUUACUGCCAAGAGAAUCUUCUCCUGAUAACCUUUUUCUUAAGCUUUCUGACAAAGAGGUCGUAGAGAGAGGUGGGGAAGAAGUAGUUGAAUUCAGAGCUUGCAGUUUACCUCCUAGAAGGUUCUUGCCGUUACCUCUCGUGCAGUGUUAGCCCUGCAUAGCUAAUCUUUGUGAGGUGGGCAGAGUGAAUGCAGCAUCGAGAAGUUUUACUAUCCAUUGAUGCACAAAAAUAAUAGCCAAAUGGCUACACAAAGGUUCACCACAGGCAGGAUCAUUAGGAGAGCUGGGUCACUGAAUCAAACUAGAAAGUCUCUAGACAGAGGCAGACCAGGGGGUUUAUGAUUUGGUUCAUUCAUUUAACACAAGUUUUUAACUGAGAACCUACUAUGGACCAGGCACUGUUCUAGCCACUGGAGACACAGUGGUGAACAAACAGGUGUGCUUACCGCCCUUCUGGAGCUUACGUUCUCAAAGGAGAGCAAACCAAAAAUAAGACAAUUACAAAUUAUUAUAAGUACUACGAAGUAGAUAAACAAGGGGCAAAGAGGCUCAUUGGCAAGAUCUCUCAGUUCCCCAAGAAUGAUGCUAAAAAUCUACCAACUCUGGCCAUGGCACCAGAAACAUACCAACUCAAUGCCUUUUCAGCUAUGCUAUUUUAAUUAUGGUACCUGCUGCCAUUCAUCACAGAGCCCUCCUUUGGCAGAAAUGAUGUCAGCAUUCUUAUUUGUUAAUGCUGCAAUGACACUAAGCCUUAAAUAUGAAUGUGGAAAAAAAAAAAAAUAGUGACCAGAGAGAGAACUCAUUUUCAGUAAUGGGGGAUCUUAAUUUGCAGUCCACGGCAUCCCCAUUCUCAGGAUAAACUCACUUGUCUCCAUGUAUAUCUGUGCCUGUUACAAAUGACAAAUCCAUCCACUCUGCUGCCAUUCACAACCUAACUUUCUGGAGUAGUUCAAAUAAUGUUUGGAAGAAAAUGAAAUUGUAUGUCAUUGCUGUGACUGAUAGCAGAACGAUAAUUCUUAUUACUUCUCUAUAGAGAUAGACUUACACAGUUACCCUUCAGAUUCUCUAGUUUGACAUGAAGUUUUAGAAAAUGUAGAACAUGGAAAAAAAGGUUCUGAUUCGUUGUCUAAAUACUUGCCAGUGAGCCAAGAAAUUCCGCAUGAAAAAACAAGAGUAACAGAUAAAAGAGAAGUGGUAGGAUGGGAAAGCUAACUAACUAAAGUUUUGGCAAAAAGUAAUAUAUGUAAAUAGCUAAUUAUUUCCUUUUGUGCUUUAUUCAGCUCAUCUCUAUCGGUUACAGUGUUUUUCUAGUUACGUGUACCUAAUUUAUUGAAUGGGUGCUAUCCUGUUUAUGUCCAUCUUGGUUUCUUGGCUACAGAAAAACUGUUGCAGGGCAACACUAGUUUGAUAUUUGAUUUGCUCUCCAAUGAGACUCGAUGGCUGGGCCGCUGUAGACUCAGAGUUACUCUUGUUCUUUAUUAAAUUCAUCCUGCUAAGUAGAUUUCUAGUGACUUGUAACACAUAGUUUACACAGAAUUGCCAUUGUAGAUGCAUACAGCUACUGUACUAGAAAAAUGGAUAUUUCUGGUGUGCCAAUAAAAGAUUUUUAUGGGAGAAUCGCAUAUGUCUCUUUAAAAUUUCUUAGUUUUUGCCUAUUUGAGAUGACGAUUCAUCUUUGUCAGCGCAAUAUGUCUUCAGCCAAGUGUGACUGGAAAGUCCCCCAGAGUUCUUGAAAGUACUUGGUCCUCACCUGAUUUCCUUGGGAGCACCGACACCAUCCCCUGGUGGUACCUACCUCCUGAAUCUUAACUUAGUGAGAAACAUCUAUAGUUUAGAUGCUGUUUGGGUCUCCUUCCAAAUCUUAGGAACUUACUUUCACAAACCUGCUCCUGAAAAAGGCCAUGAACUUGUACUACAAAGUGUAGUGUUACUGCCUUUUUCAAAUCUGGUUCCUUCAGCCUUUCUUUGAAUGGCUGAACAAUGUAAUUGUUUUUAAAUAAUCGCAAUGGGGACGCCUGGGUGGCUCAGCC
Mirounga angustirostris (Northern elephant seal) is the source of this 5006-nucleotide messenger RNA. RefSeq names its product tripartite motif containing 9 (gene TRIM9). Bases 171 to 2591 code for a protein of 806 amino acids. The record is from RefSeq and is a predicted model, not a curated record. Gene Ontology annotation, molecular function: protein binding; zinc ion binding. The transcript is spliced from 14 exons. Lineage: Eukaryota; Metazoa; Chordata; Mammalia; Carnivora; Phocidae. Gene Ontology annotation, cellular component: cytoplasm.